AUGCGCCGUGUACAGAGUGUGCGCAACUACGGAAAAACACCUCUUGUACUACCUGCAGAUGAUCUCGGCAUUCUUCGUGAGGGGGACGAACCUUGUAUCGAAGAUGUAUUGCGACGGCAACUCCUAGACAAAGAUCGCGAGAAUGACAAGCUUCAAUCGACGAUAUUGACGCUACAGCAACAACUUACUUUGAGGCCACCCAUAGAAAGGAUCCAGGAGCUAGAGAAGGAAUACAAAAAUCUGGAUCUGAUUCUACAGGGAACUCAGAGAGAGAACGAAAGGUGCAUGGCAGAACUGGACAGGGUAAAGACAAGGGAGAAAAUGUUAGAGCAAGCUCUGGCCAAAUUCGCCGGCGAGAAUUGGCAGAGUGCGCUCGACAUCGCGCCACCUUCAUCAACAUUCGCAGCUCGUUCUGUCAUGGGGUCCGUCUUCGCUCGAGGGACGCCGACACCUCAGUUUGGCAAUCCUGACCUGUCUACCUCUGCGCCUGUCUCUCAAGCGGUGGUUGAAACUACGUUAACGCAGGUGGAACAGAUUCGCCUCCUCGUCCUCGGCAUGGAGCAGCGCUUGCAGACCAGGGAGGAGAAACUCGCAAAGACGAUCGAGCAUGCUGGAGCGCAAGAAAUAAAGUGCGAUGCGCUGAAGAAGGAGGUGAUGGCCACAAAAGUGGCUGCCUGA
Molecule: messenger RNA, 678 nt
Organism: Suillus plorans
Lineage: Eukaryota; Fungi; Basidiomycota; Agaricomycetes; Boletales; Suillaceae
Exons: 4
Coding region: 1-678 (225 amino acids)
Source: RefSeq, a predicted model, not a curated record